AUGCACGAAGAAGACAGAAAAAAAUCACGUGAGAGAGAAGGAUCAAAUCUUAAUCAAGUUGAUGGACUUGAAAAUCCAUUUGCUGACCCUCAGACACCUUUAAACUAUCCAACAAUUUUCACACCAGCUCACCUGUUACUAUCAAAUUUCAGAGAAAACCCACCAUCAACAAAUGGCUUAUCGUCAUCUAAAACCACAAAAGAUAGACGUAGAGCAUUUAUUGAUAGAAUGAGAGUUUUAUCACAACAAUCACAAGGAUAUAAAACACCUGAAAGCAUACGUGAAGAAACUCAACAACAAGAAUCUAUUCAUAAAUUGGAGAAAAGAGCUAAAAUAUUGAAGUAUACUAAAUGGUGUUUAAUAACUGAUCUUAUUGGUUGUACUGUAUUUGUACUCUGUUUAGUUAUUUAUUUGUGUGUGUUCAAGUCUGAGGAUCAUGGGAAUCAAGUGUCAAAUUGA
This is a messenger RNA of Hansenula ciferrii, 459 nucleotides long. RefSeq lists its product as uncharacterized. The record is from RefSeq and is a predicted model, not a curated record. The transcript has a single exon. The coding region runs from base 1 to 459 and encodes 152 amino acids. Lineage: Eukaryota; Fungi; Ascomycota; Saccharomycetes; Phaffomycetales; Wickerhamomycetaceae.